Messenger RNA from Cucurbita moschata (crookneck pumpkin), 935 nucleotides. RefSeq lists its product as uncharacterized. Lineage: Eukaryota; Viridiplantae; Streptophyta; Magnoliopsida; Cucurbitales; Cucurbitaceae. The transcript has a single exon. The coding region runs from base 74 to 670 and encodes 198 amino acids. The record is from RefSeq and is a predicted model, not a curated record.
CAUAAACAGAGAGAAGAAAAGAGACGAUUCAGUUGUCCAUAGAAACUUCCCCUUGUUUGUCAAACCUCCAACAAUGGCGUCAACAGCAGCAAUGAUUCGUCUCUUUCUCCUCUUUCUUCUCACGGUUUCCCUCCCAAUCUUCUCCGAUGCCCGCCCCUGCAAAUCUCUCUUCGUUUCCUUUUCCGUUCACCGCCACCCAACCCUCGAUUCCCGCGAUCCCUUCUCCGAGAUGGCCAUUAUCGUCGACAUCACCGAGUUGAAAUCCGCCGCAUCUUCUUCUUCUUCUUCCGAUUCCCUUUUCCGCCCCUUCGGUGACGACCUCCUCCGCUUGGAUCUCCCUCGCGAUAGGGCUUUUGUAGCCUCCCAACCCCACUCGCUUCAAGAACUCCCUUUGGGCCUCUCUUAUGACUUCAGCUCCCUUCGUGAUCGUACCAAGGAUAUCCUCAGCGUUGUUGUUGCUUUGCUCUUCGGUGUUGGCUGUGGCGCUCUCACUGCUGCCACCAUGUAUUUGGCCUACUCGUUGUGCUCCAGCCAAUUUAGUCACCGCUCUUCUGUGUACGAUGACCUCUGGGAGGAGGGUGAUUUCAGUGAUGAUAACAAGGAGAAUAUUAAGAAGAUGGGCUACGUCAAGAUCCCCGAGGACGUUGCGGCGGUUAAAUCAGUGGUGUAAUCGACUAUAGAUAUGUUCGGUAACUUGUUGAUGUUUGUUACUUCGUGGUUUUCUAUUUCAUAUACUAAAAAUUAUACUUAUUUAUUGUUUGUUUCUGGAUUGUAAUUGUCUUAAGUGUCAAUCGUGAUCCCUGAAAUAUUAUAUAUGGGUAACUUUAUGGUUAAUUAUCAUCCUUUUCUUUGAAAAUUCUGUUUUUAAACGACGACUGAACUUAUGUUUCCUUGUUGCAUUUCAAUGGGGCAAUGUCUUGCAUUUUAUGUACCAA